AUGCAAAUUAAAUAUAAUGUUAUCCCAUUUUUAAGUACCACCCAAGUAGCAUUUGGUAUCCGGCUAUACACGCUACUGCUGGGACAUAUGUCGAUUACUUGUACCGUCCAAAAGGUAAUUGCAAAUGCUAUGCUUGGAAGAUCGUUAUACAAUCAAAGCAUGCAGAAAGGAUCAUUUGAGACUACCACAGAGGAAAUUCAAAUCUUAGAGAAAGACAUUUCAAUAAUCAAAACUGGCGAUGUCGUAUUAAGUCAAAAAAUAUGCAUUAUCAACGAAGCCAUCGACGAACUAGGAUUUACCUGGUUUCAUUUCAAGUUAUUCUGUAUUGCCAGGUUUGGUUAUUCGGUAGAUUCUCAAAUGGCAAUGAUCCAAUCGGGAGUAAAAAGUUAUGUUGAUGGUCAAAUGAGAGGCGGUGGAUAUCCCGUUGCAACAGAGAUAUUCUAUGCAGAUUUAAUCAUUGGUUCCAUCAUGUUUGGUUUUGGUGCAGAUCUAAUUGGCCGUAAGCUAGCAUUCAACCUAUCACUAUUACUUAAUUCGACAUUUGGAUUUUUCACUGGUGGAACAUCGAGUUAUGCAAUGUACUGCAUCUUCCUAUUCCUGUCAACCCUUGCAGCAGGUGGAAACUUGGCAACCGACGUUGCAGUGUUUCUUGAAUUCUUACCAUCCAAAUAUCAAUAUUUGAACACCACGAUGGCAGCAUGGUGGGGUGUGGGACAGACAAUUGCAAACCUCAUUGCAUGGCGGUUCCUACCAUCGUACUCGUGCGACGAUCCUACGAGUCCAGAUUGCACAUCACGUCUGAAUCGUGGGUGGAGGUACUGUUGGUAUGUGAACUCAGGUAUAGUGAUGGGUGCAGCACUCAUUCGUCUAGUCUACUUACAACUUGGAGAAACUCCCAAGUUUCUAGUCUCUACAGGUAGAGACCAGGAAGCAGUUAAUGAACUCCAGACAAUUGCGGCUAAAUACAACCGUCCAUGUUCACUGACGGUGGAAAACCUAGAAGCAUGUGGUACAAUUCAAGACACGUAUUUUGAUCCCUCCAAAAUAUCAGACUUCAAAACUGGUUUGACAGAGCUAUGUUAUUCUACUAAAAUGAAUAUAAAAGUUCUCUUCUGUGAUAAAUUAGUUAUCAGAUCCACUAUUUUGAUCAUCACAUCUUGGGUGUUUAUUGGAAUCUCCUAUUCGGUUUUUUACAAUUUCCUCUACAUCUAUAUUGCAUCACAUGGUGGAGACACCGGUUCAUCACCAUACAUCACGUAUAGAAACUCCACCAUUGCCAAUUUUGUCGGUAUCUUUGGUCCGAUAUUCGGAGGAGUGCUUAUUCUAAUACCAAGAAUGGGGAGGAGAGGUACCAUGGUCUUCGGCGCUUUAUCCACCAUGGCAAUCCUCUUUGGAUACACCACGGUCAGGACGCCUGCUGGAGAUGCCGGGUUCAGCAGCGCAACGUAUUUCUUUAUGAAUGUGUACUAUGCAUGUCUAUACGCAUACACACCAGAAGUGUUCCCCACCAAGGCCAGGGGUACAGGUGUUGCUUUGUGUUUAGUUGGCGAUCGGAUUGCUGGAGCAUUUGCACCUGUUGUGUAUUGGUACGGAGAACAAACAGGAACAUCUGUUCCUAUCUGGGUGUGUGGUGGAAUCAUUGGUUCGUUGUCCGUCCUUGCGUUGGCAAUGCCUUUUGAACCAAGCAGAGACAAAACUGCUUAG
This is a messenger RNA of Pichia kudriavzevii, 1704 nucleotides long. RefSeq lists its product as uncharacterized. Gene Ontology annotation, molecular function: transmembrane transporter activity. The record is from RefSeq and is a predicted model, not a curated record. NCBI's taxonomy places the organism in Eukaryota, Fungi, Ascomycota, Pichiomycetes, Pichiales, Pichiaceae. Gene Ontology annotation, biological process: transmembrane transport. The transcript has a single exon. Bases 1 to 1704 code for a protein of 567 amino acids.